Molecule: messenger RNA, 954 nt
Organism: Penicillium roqueforti
Lineage: Eukaryota; Fungi; Ascomycota; Eurotiomycetes; Eurotiales; Aspergillaceae
Product: TDA10 family protein
Exons: 5
Coding region: 1-954 (317 amino acids)
Cellular component (GO): cytoplasm
Source: RefSeq, a predicted model, not a curated record
AUGCCUGAAAUCGUGGACGACAAGUCACAGUACUGCAUCCCUUUCAUACUCGAUCGCCUGCGCGUUCAUACAGAGCGGCACCGCAGCAACCCCAGUAUUCCGCCGUUUUUCAUUGGUCUCAAUGGCGUGCAGGGUGCGGGCAAGACAGUUCUGGUAUCCGCUCUCCAUGACACCCUCCGCUCGGAACCAUAUUCGCUCGCGGUUGUGACGCUAUCGCUUGAUGAUAUCUACCUUGACCAUGCCGAUCAGAUAGCUCUGGCACAAGCGCAUCCUUCAAACCCACUACUGCAGCAUCGUGGUCAACCUUCGACUCACGACUUCGUAUUGGGUGAGGAGGUGUUUGCUUCGCUCGCCGCUGAACGUCCGACAGCCAUUCCACAGUAUGACAAGUCUGCAUUCGAGGGCCAAGGUGAUCGUGUCCCAAAGGCACAAUGGGAGGUCGUCAAUCAAGAGGGUCAGGAUAAAGUCAAGGUCGUGAUUUUCGAAGGGUGGUGUGUCGGGUUCCGUGCGUGGGAUGACGAAACCCUGCGUGCGAAAUGGGAGGCCGCUGUGCGUCAAAAAGAUAACGGCGAAUAUGAUGGACGACUAGGCUAUGUCAAGUUUGAGGAUGUUAAAGCUGUAAAUGACGCUUUGAAGCGGUAUGAUGUCUUGACCGACAAGCUUGAUGCUUUAAUCCAUAUCGAUGCCGAAACCCCUCGUUUCGUCUACGAAUGGCGCCAGGAACAAGAACGCACACUCCGUGCUGCCAAGGGCACCGGGAUGACCGAAGAACAGGUCAACAACUUUGUGGACGGCUAUUACCCAUCCUACGAGCUCUUUACUGAAACCCUCCGCGAAGGCGCUUUCAAGCCUGGACCACAUAACCCAUCCGCAUCGGGCUCUGACUGGCAGGGACGACAGCUCUGCCUUGUGGUCAAUCGUAACAGGAGAGUUCAAAGGGUCAUUAAAAUCUAA